Eucalyptus grandis is the source of this 948-nucleotide messenger RNA. RefSeq names its product major pollen allergen Car b 1. The coding region runs from base 56 to 517 and encodes 153 amino acids. The transcript has 2 exons. The record is from RefSeq and is a predicted model, not a curated record. Gene Ontology annotation, biological process: abscisic acid-activated signaling pathway. Gene Ontology annotation, molecular function: signaling receptor activity; abscisic acid binding; protein phosphatase inhibitor activity. NCBI's taxonomy places the organism in Eukaryota, Viridiplantae, Streptophyta, Magnoliopsida, Myrtales, Myrtaceae.
UUCGAGAUUUUUAUCCCCUUUUCAGUUUCAGCAAAAUUCUAUUCGGAUUCAAUCGAUGGUAGAAGUUACUCUCAAGGCCGAGAUCACGCACCCAAUCCCUAAGGCCAGGUUGGUCGGGGCUUUUCUAGGAGCGGGUGGCUUCUUCCCCUAUAACCUCCUGCCAGCCGUCACAAAUGCUGACAUCCAGGAGGCAAUCUUUAUCGAAGGCAGACAGCGCAGGACGGUGAGGCACACGGUUAAAGCACAGGACCAGCAGCCCUUCCUCUACAACCACUCGACCAUCGAUCGGGAUGAGCUGGGCGGAAUCUCCAAGGAGAUCAGCCAUGAGGUGAAGAUCACCGCGUUGCCCCUGGAGGGUGGCUCGGUCUGUAAGUACGCGGGCAGGUACUUCACUGUCGGCCCAGGGGAUAUCCCCGAGGAGGAGAUGAUGAGGGCCAUGAGAGGGAAGGCGUCCGUGAUGUUCGAUGCCAUUGAGGCUUAUCUGGAGACGCCAUCAGACGAAGUCCUGUUCGAGUAAGUUCUCGGCCAAGGGGAUAUCACCGAGGAGGAGAUGAUCAGCGCCUUGAGGCAGGAGACUGCUAGUCCUGUUCGAGUCAGCGCUAGUUGAGUACUGUUUUUGUUGUCGUCGAGGGAGUGCGUUCGUCUUUGUCUCUUCGCGAAUAUGAUGGUGGUUCUGGUAAAUGUUUUGCAAAAUUGCUGUAUUUGCUUCGUUGGCAAGCCCGGAUGAAGUGUUUUUGGAGUAACCUUUCGUCCGAUGUGGUCCUCAAUUGAAUGAUGGACGUAGCGUGCGGCCCCCGUUUUCUCUUUCUUUUUAAUUUUUUUUUUCUUUUGGUCUAGAUAGUUGCGUGUGCCCCCCUCUGAGUUUGAUGCACAUACAGCCUAAUUUGGAUCGGGACGCAUUGAAGCCCUGCAAAACUGAAUACAGCAACCAUUUUCGCUUCUCCUUUU